Molecule: messenger RNA, 315 nt
Organism: Arabidopsis thaliana (thale cress)
Lineage: Eukaryota; Viridiplantae; Streptophyta; Magnoliopsida; Brassicales; Brassicaceae
Product: Aconitase family protein
Exons: 2
Coding region: 91-315 (74 amino acids)
Source: RefSeq, marked reviewed
GCUUAUUCCAUAGUAACUCCCCUAAAUUUCUGCAUAGAGAAACCUGUCCAAAUUUGUGAUGCAGCUUGAAUUCGACAGGAAUUGGGGUUAAUGGCCUUCAAGUCCGGUGAAGAUGCAGAAACCCUUGGACUAACUGGCCAUGAACUCUACACAAUCCACCUUCCUAGUAAUAUCAAUGAGAUAAAACCAGGCCAGGACAUAACUGUGACUACUGACACUGCUAAAUCUUUUGUCUGCACUUUGCGGUUAGACACAGAGAUUUGGGUUCUUUGCUUCAUCAAAAAGCAAGUAAAUUCGGUGAGUGACAAUGUGUAA